AUGCACACAACAGGACACGAGAGGGUGGAAGAGGGCAGGACGAAAGAGGAAAUGGCGAGCAGAUCCCACGCGACGACGACCCGCGACGUCGGCGAUGCAAAGUACCGUCUGCCAAUCUGCUCUCUGCUAUCUCCUAUCUACCCCAGACUUGAGGGAUGGAGAUGCACGACGGACGAUGGAAAAGGUGGAGACGCACGACACCGAGAUAAGGCGAACGGCCAAGGCAGGGGAGGAAAAGAGGGGAACCAUGCGCGGCUGUCUCUUGGGAGGUGGUGA
Molecule: messenger RNA, 276 nt
Organism: Sporothrix schenckii 1099-18
Lineage: Eukaryota; Fungi; Ascomycota; Sordariomycetes; Ophiostomatales; Ophiostomataceae
Exons: 1
Coding region: 1-276 (91 amino acids)
Source: RefSeq, a predicted model, not a curated record